This is a messenger RNA of Aspergillus homomorphus CBS 101889, 618 nucleotides long. RefSeq lists its product as uncharacterized. Lineage: Eukaryota; Fungi; Ascomycota; Eurotiomycetes; Eurotiales; Aspergillaceae. Bases 125 to 289 code for a protein of 54 amino acids. The transcript has a single exon. The record is from RefSeq and is a predicted model, not a curated record.
CCGAAAUGGCCCCAAAGCCCGCUCAAAGAACCAUACGCCUCUUCAUCACCGAGCUCCACCCGAGUAUCAAUUACACCUACCUCAAAGUAGUGGAAUGGUUCAAUGUCACUAUCUCAACUGAGAAAUGCACAUCUUGGGGGUGCGGUACAGCUCGGGAGGAUAUCUUCGACAUGCAUCGCGGAAAACACCGGAAUUGGCUCCAUGGGAUGCGUUUAUCAUAAAAGAUAUUGACGUGAGUCUCAAGUACAAAGUUAGCGAAAAGGAUGAGGAGGGAUACAGUGAGAAAUGAAAUUAGCUGUUUGGGUGAUGGACAUUCGGGCCCUGGAUGCGUGCGUUCCGGCUGCGGCUGUGUGGUUUCGGUACGGUAGCGAGGAAACGUGUGAGCUGGAGGAGUCAAUGGACUGGGAGUUUUCCCCCAUGUGGAGCGGAAGGGAGAGUCGGUCGAGGCACGGUGGUUGGUUUGGAAGGGGAGGUGCAGAUGUUUUUAUUGUGUAGCAGCUUGGAGGACGAGGAGAAUUCUGCAGAGAAUGGUGAGUCUGUUGAGCAAGGACGAAGAAAGCUAGCAAGAGCUCGGUUGAAAAACUGCGGGGAAGUUUGAGGACGGCGAUAGGGACGCUU